AUGGCUGAUGUCUUAUUGAUUGACUCCUUUCCUCCAGUACAAUCCUUCACAGCUGAGGUACCUCAGGAUCCCACUAUAACGGAACCUACAGAAUCUAGCAUUGAUAUUGAUAUGCUAUUCAGUGAGUUUGAAAAUGCACACAACAUGGUGAAAAAACAUACCAUUCGCCUUCACAGAGGACAUGUCUAUGAGGAGUUGAUGGCAAAAUUCCGAGACGAAUCUUUCAAUUUUUCAAAAGAUCUCUUUACAUUGGAAAUGGUGCUACCAAAUGGCGAGACUGAAAUUGCUGAGGAUAACGGGGGUGUUGUACGAGAUGCACUUACAGAAUUUUGGAAGUCUUUCUGUGAUAAAUGUACGCUUGGCAAUGAUUGCAAAGUACCUUUUCUGAGGCAUGAUUAUUCAGAUGCUGAUUGGAAGUCAAUUGCAACAGUGAUUUUCUUCGGCUGGUCUACACAGCGGUACUUCCCUAUUUGUUUAUCAAAAGCUUUCAUGUCCUGUGCAAUCUAUGGAAUGGACAUCUUUUCAGAGAACAAAAAAAACAUGAUUUCGGAUUUUCUCUCGUUUUUGCCGGAAGGUGAAUCAAGAAUCCUUUCUGCAGCACUAAAGGAUGAUUUUGACCAGGAGGAAGUCAUGGACAUUCUCGGGUCGCACGAAUGUCGUGUGGUUCCAACCAAGGAAAAUCUGGAGAAGAUCCUGGGGGAAAUCGCCCACAAGGAAGUGAUCCAGCAGCCCAUGUAUGUAAAAGACUGCGGGUUCAACCAGUUAACAGCUCUUGGUUUCGAUCUGAACACCAGUUUGGAAACACUGUAUGUGUCUGCAAAGCCAAAUCCCCGCAAAGUGAUCAAGAUUUUAUCUUUUCCAGACGAAAUGAGUCCUGUUCAGAGUGCGACAUCUGGCUUCUUAACAAAGUACAUCCGGGAACUAAAUUCUGAUGACUUAUCAAAGUUUCUACGUUUUUGUACUGGUUCUGACUUGCUUCUCACAACUGGCAAUGGAGAAAACAAGCCAAUAUUUGUCAGGUUCAACACCCUGUCAGGGUUAUCAAGAAGACCUGUCGGCCAUACUUGUGGACAGGUACUGGACGUACCUGAACAGUAUGACAGUUACAUUGAAUUCAGGGCCGAAUUCAACUCACUGCUCAGAAGUGACAUUUGGAUAAUGGACUUUGUGUGAUUUAAUCCAGCCUGCCACUUUGACUUUUAACACCUCUUUAAUCUGAGUUUAUGUGAACUUUCUGGAAGUGACUUUAUUGUUCACCUUUGUUCUUGUUGUGUGAUACACAAGUGUUUUUAUCAUAAUCCCUCCCAACAUAGAAGAUGUUCGUAUACAGUAUUUUCAUUUUAGAAUAUAGUUUCAUUUCAAGUUUCCUUCAAAGGGGUUACUGUACAAAAUGAAAGAUCUCAUUCUAUAUUGAUAUUUUUAUAUCAUUUUAAAAAGUGUAAAAUUAUGUUGAAAAAUUUAUGUGUU
Messenger RNA from Haliotis rubra (blacklip abalone), 1467 nucleotides. RefSeq lists its product as uncharacterized. Bases 1 to 1173 code for a protein of 390 amino acids. NCBI's taxonomy places the organism in Eukaryota, Metazoa, Mollusca, Gastropoda, Lepetellida, Haliotidae. Gene Ontology annotation, molecular function: ubiquitin-protein transferase activity. The record is from RefSeq and is a predicted model, not a curated record. The transcript has a single exon.